UUGGAGCUCGUUGAUUUCUGGGUCUACGGUUUCAAUCUUGUUUCCAUGCUCUUUCUUGGUCAUCUCGUUUGUCUAAUUUUGGGUUUGGAAUAUUCGUGGCAAUGGCGAUUUCAUUGGGAAGCUGUUGCAAUCGGCUGUGUUUGAGUAGAACGUGUCUGACUCUGUCUUUGGUGUCUCUAAGAGAGAGAGAGAGAGAGAGAAAGCAAACAGAGCAAUAUUUUUCUUCUGCUUUCUUUUCUCUUUUCUUUUUCUGGGUGUUCUUUGUCAAAUUUAAAAUCGAGGGAAGGCGUAAAAACAGAGGAAUUUCUUUCGUAUAAUUCGAAAUCUUUUGAAGCGGAAGCUUUGAUGAUCGAGGUUCCAUCUGCUGGAAUUUGAGGGGACAAACAUGACCACGAGAUUCAAGAAAGGAAGUAAAGUGGAAGUAUGGAGCACGAAGGAGAUGCCCGUGGGUUCCUGGCAAUGUGCUGAAGUGGCUGGUGGUAAUGGUCACACUUAUACAGUUCAAUACUGCAGCUAUGGCAGCGCAUCUUGUGAGACUACAAUGGAGAGGGUAUCUGGAAAGGCUAUCAGACCUUGCCCACCUGCACUGCAGGCGUUGCAGAUGUGGACUCCGGGUGAUAUCGUGGAGGUUUUCGAGAAUUUCUCCUGGAAAAUGGCGAUGGUAUUGAAGGUCCUUGGGCGAAGUAACUUUCUGGUGAGAUUUCUGGGAUCACCUAGGGAGUUUGGUGUUGGCAAUGCUCACAUAAGGGUGAGGCAGUCGUGGAAAGACAACAGAUGGAUUGUGAUCGGACAGAUUUCAGCCAUUGCUGAUGACCGGAGAGGCGACCUAUGUCAAGACUUGACGCACGAUCAAAGUCCCGGCAACACUAUUCAAAUUGCAAAUGUAAGGAAGAAAGCAUCUAUUAGAGAUGGCUGCAUUCCCAUAAAAAAGAGACCGGUAUUUGAGGAGUCCCAUGAUACUUUGAAAACAGAAUCGCCAUAUGAAUGCUCUAGGGUUGAAUCACCUGCUAGAGCUUCAAAGAAACGUCGAGCAAUUGACAAAAAAGGAAGAUGUUUUCCUGUCAGUGCAACUCGAUCUACACCAGCAGAAAGGGUUGGUUCUGCGGCGUUUCAGCGAGAAACUUGUGGUGCAAACACUGCAUGUGUCUAUUCAAAGAAAGAAGCAGCCAUACUAUCCAAAGUAGACGAGUGUGGAAUGAAACCAAGUGGGGAUGUUGGUCGUCCUUAUCCAUCACAAUCAAGAUCUGAUGCUGAUGGCGAGACAUGCUCGGUUGGAAGUUGUACUGUGGCUAGUGAAUCAUCCAGUAACUUUUCUGCAGACCCUUUUGACGAUGUUAAUAGUUAUGCCAAUGAGACGGAAUCGAUUAGUUGGCAGAAUAAAGAACAGGUAUUGGAGGCAGAAAUCCACAGAUUAGAGUUACAUGCAUAUCGUUGCACAUUAGAGGCAUUUUAUGCAUCAGGACCUCUAAGUUGGGAGCAAGAAGCAUUGAUUUCUAAUCUUCGUCUUUCGCUCCAUAUAUCAGAUGAUGAACACUUGCUGGAGCUCAGAAACUUGGUCUUUUCGGAUAAUAUCAUUCCGCUGGGUAGACAGUAAUUCACCUUAGAGUAGCAAAAUCUUAACUUUGUAGCAAGAGGAUUGUAUGGUACAUUUCUCUAAGUUCUAUCGAGAUCUAGUUAUCUACAUCUCUCCUUUAUAAUUGUCAGAUACAUGGUCCCGACGAGAUGUGUCUAGCAGACCUCGAUGUUAAAAGCCUUGGUUUGUACUUGUCAUCAGCAUGAUGAUCUUUUGAUUCGACACAUCAGUUCUCAAUA
This is a messenger RNA of Syzygium oleosum, 1812 nucleotides long. RefSeq lists its product as uncharacterized. NCBI's taxonomy places the organism in Eukaryota, Viridiplantae, Streptophyta, Magnoliopsida, Myrtales, Myrtaceae. The transcript has 3 exons. The coding region runs from base 386 to 1594 and encodes 402 amino acids. The record is from RefSeq and is a predicted model, not a curated record.